AUGGAUUUAAAAGAUAAUAUAAAUACAGGCACAUUAGCUGAUACUAGCAACGAAAGACAGGAAACUAUAGUAGAAAAUGACACAAAUAAUGAACAACGAAACAAUGUAGAAGAAAAUAAAGAUCAAACAAAUGAAGACAAUGUAAAACAAGACAUUGUAGAAGAAAAUAAAGACCAAACAAAUGAAGACAGUGUAAAACGAGACAUUGUAGAAGAAAAUAAAGACCAAACAAAUGAAGACAGUGUAAAACGAGACAUUGUAGAAGAAAAUAAAGACCAACAAAAUGAAGACAAUGUAAAACGAGACAUUGUAGAAGAGAAAAACACCAGUACAACAAUAAAUCCAAACUCUGUACAUGUUACUAAUGAUGUUGAAAAGGAUGAUUGUAAAAAUAUACAUUUAAAUUUUACGGAUAAAAAUAGUUCAAAUACUCAAAAUUCUGCAAAUUUAAAUCCAAUUGAAAAACCACAAGAAACUUCUGAUAGUAGUAAACAUGAAGAUAAUUUAGAUAAAGAAAAUAAAUCUAUAUCACUUGAAAUAGAAAAAGAGAAAAAUAAUCUUCAAAAUUAUGAAAAUAGCAGCAUGGGAAAUCCCUCUUUAAGUGUAACAAAUAAAAUUAACCCUGAAAAAAAAAAAAAUUCAUAUGUAAAUACUGGCCCAUUAUACAUUGAAGUGAAAGGGCUUUUAGAGGUUCUUAAUGCACAAGAUUUUGCAAAUAAUAUAAAAAGCAACAACUUUGAAGAAAAAGGGAAAUCUCCAUUUCUUAGCAAGCGUUCGACCAGUGUUCCAAAUAAAAUUGUUCCAAAAAGUUUUAUUCUAAAUAAAGUAAUUCCUAAAAUUAUUCAUAAAGACAUAAAUAAACAAAAUAAUAAAAGUAAAGCAUAUAUUCCAAAAAAUGUAGAAAUACCCAAAACCAAAAAUAUACCUAAACCACCUUUGUUAACGAAAUCAUACUUAAAUCCGUCGAACACAUUGAACAAAAGUGAGAUGAAUAACAAAAUGCCAGAUUCUAACAAACCUAAAGGAGUUUUUAGAAAUAUACCAAAAAAAAGUAAGCCAUCAAUCGAAUCAAAAAUAAAACCGAAAGAAACGUUUAAAACGAAUUUUACACCUUUAAAAGAAAUUAAUAAUGAAAAUGAAAAUAUAGAAAACCCCAAAACCGAAAAAGCUGUUUUCAAAUUUGUUCAUAAAGUGUUACCUACAUUAAUUAAAGAAAAACAUGUUAAAUCUAAAGCGCCUCCUAAAAGUGAUAUAAAAAAUACAAUAGAAAAUUUAAAAAAAAGUUCAGAAAUAAAAAAUGUAAAACAAAAUUUAAAUUUGAAAAAAAAUAUUAAUGAUAUACGUAAACCCCCAUUAAUCACUAAAAAAAAAAUUACACAAAAACCUAAUGUUAUACAUAAAAAUACAUCUUUAAAGCCUGAACUUGUUAAAAAAUCCAAGCCAUUGUUAGACACGAAAAAAAAUAUUGUAAAAAAACCAGUUUCAAAAUUGAUAAGUGAAAUUAAACCGAAAGAAAAGCCACAAAAAAAGAAAAUAGUACUUAAGAGUGCAUCGGAUAAUAAAGAGCCAGUUCUUGACACUUCAGUAGAAAGUAGCAAUCUCAAAUUAAAGGAUGACGUAACUAUAGAUAAAGCAGAAACUGAAGGAGACAAAGAGAAAAGAGAAAUAAAUAUAACUGACAAGAAAGAUCAAACUGAAACAGAAAAUAAAAAAACGUCGGUAUUAAACGAGAAUGAAACUACAGAAAAUGAUGCUAUAAAUGUAAAAAAUGUCCCUGAAAAUGACACAAAAAUUGAUAAUAAUGAUAAUACGGAAAUAAAAAACGAUGAAAAGGCUGAUAUUUUAUCUAAUGAUGCAAAAGUAGAAGAAACUUCGAAUGGUCCUUCCUAUAUAAAAGAGGAAAAAGUCAUCGAAAUAGCAGGUGAUAUUCCUGUCAUAAAAGAGGAAAAUAUAGAUGAAACGUUGGAUGAUAUUGCAGAUAUGAAAGCAGAACAUGCUGAUGAAACUUUGGAAGACAAUUUAGGAAUAAAAUUAGAACAAGUUGAAAAGAUUUCGAAUGAUGCUUCAGAUAUAAAAGUAGAAAAAACUGAUGAUAUUAUGAAGGAUUCUAAAGAUGUGAAAGAGGAAACUUUAGAGGAUGCGGACAAUGCUACAAAUUUAAAUGUGGAAAAGGUAGAAACUGUAGAAAAUGUAAAUAUAUCUAACAUGGAAAAAGGAGAGGAAAAAAAGAAUAUUAAAGAAGACCAAAAACUUGAUAGUAAAAAGAAAGAAUCAGUAAGCAAUCUUAAAGAAAUAAAAAUAAAAAAAAAAACAGAUUUAAAAAAAGGUGUUGACCAAAAAAUGAAUAAAAGAACUCCAAAAAAGAAUGAUCAAAUAUUAUCAAAAAAUGAAAAUGCUAUAUCUUCACUGAGCUUAAAACAAAAAUCGAUACCAUUUAACGUAAAACAAAAAACGACACCACUUACAGUAAAACAAAAAACGACACCAUUUACAGUAAAACCAAAAGCGGCGCCAUUUACCGUAAAACAAAAAGCAGCACCGUUUAGCAUAAAACAAAGUAUGAAAUCAGACUUAGUUUUAAAAGGGAAAAAUAGUAUGAAAAGUUCACCAAACGUUUUGAAAUUAAAAGCAGAUAUUAAUGUGAAUUCAAAAGACAAAAAAGAUUUAAAACCUGAAAAAAUUAAUGAUUUAGACAAAAAUAAUGUUAGUAAUAAAACAGUCUCUACCCCACUAAGAAAAAGUGUAGUACCUAUGAAAAAGGCCAGUGGGGUAAAAAAGAUGUCAUUAAGCAAAAACUUUAUUAAAGGUUUCGACUUGGAGAAAAGAGUAUUAAAAAAAAUUAACAGAUCAAAUAGUGAUAAGAAUAUGAAAAAGAAAUCACAAGAUGAUAUCCUUUACAAUAAAAGUAAUUCUAAAAGGGUUUCAUCUGCAUCUUUAAAAAAUGCAAUGUCUAUUAUAAAAAAAAAAGAAUUAGGUAAAUCAAAAUCUGAUAAUAUUAAUGAAAUAAUAUUAAAUAAGAGUAAGACUACAUUAUCUUCGAAAUCUGAGAGCAAUGCUCAUAAUACAUUAGAAAAAGAGGAUACUAUUAUGAAAAAAUUGGAUUCUAAAGAAAGCAAAUUAUUUAAUAAAAAGAAAUCAUCGAGCUCAAAAAUAUUAAAAUUGAAUGGAAAGGCAAGUAUGACAUCUUAUAUAAGUAAAUCUAAUUUGAUUAAUAACAAUGAUAACAUAAAUAAAAAUUCAGCUUUAGAAAAAAAUGAAGCAUCAUCGUCUAAGGGUAUUUCUGAAUUAGAAAAAAUAAACAAACCUUUAAAAAAAUCUAAAUCAUUAAAAAGGCAAAAAUCAAAGGUAAAUAAAAAGAUAAAUAUGAGUGAAGACAUGUCAAAUGGUGAAGAGAAAGUUAUGACGAAAACCCCAAAAUUAACUAACUCCAAAAAGAUGAAAACAGUGCCCUCACAAAUAAAAAUGGAUAAAAAAAUAAAAAAAAUAAAAUCAGACACAGCACAAAAAGGAACAAGUAAUAAUAUAAUUAAAAUGAAAGAGAAAAAGGGUUCAAAAAAAAAUAAAACAAAUGAUAGUGGAAUGAAUGUUUUUUCAGGAGGAGUUAACGCAAUGUUAAAUAAAGAAUUAGACAAAAUAAAGCCUUUAAAAGAUAAAUGGAAAACUAAUUAUGUAACCCCAAGAAUUGGACGAGAUGACAUAGUAGAUAGUUUUGAUAUAAAAUCACAAAUGAUCAAUUCAGAUUAUUCUAAUAAUAAUAAUAAUAAUAAUUCCAAUUCUGGUGCUCGUUCAUCAUCUCAAUCUAUAUCAUCCAAAAAAAUUUCAAAAAAUAAGAACAUUGAUAAAAUAAGCAAAAUUAAUAGAAAUAUAAAUAAUGAAAACAACUCAUAUAAUCAAUCACAGAAUUUAAUGAACAAAACAGAACAUAAUAGUUUAACAAAAAUAGACAUUCCAGCAGCAUUAUCUUCAUCUGUGAAUAAAAAUUGCAUACCUUUAGAUGACGAAAGGAGAUAUCGAAGUGUAGGAAAUAUUGAAUUUUUGAACUUAAGAAAAUCACCAUCAUUAAAUAUGAAUAAAAUGAAAUCAGAUAACGCACUAAGAAAUUUAUCUUUUCAUGUAAAACUAGAACAACCUAAAGAAAUUAAAGUAAAAGGUACUCCUAAUUUGUAUUUAAAUAAAUUAUAUUCUACAAAUUCAGUAGCAGAAAACCUGAAUGAAAGCAAAAAAUGUAAUUAUAAUUGUAUGUUUGAUAGAUGUUAUCCUACAAAUAAUAAUACAAAUUCUUGUGGAAGGAAGGAACCUACGAUUCAAAACUUUAGUUCAUUAUUCAAUGUAAAUAAUAAAUAUAUACAAUAUAAUACGAACCCAGGAAUUAGAGUUAUGUCCCAUAAUAGUCCAAUGAAAAUGUCUAGUAUAUAUGAAUCUGAAUUAUUUCCGAAGAAAUUUACUAACGAAUUUAAUGGUCAAAUGGGCGAGCAUAUUAGUAGACGAUUUAGUACGCAAGUGGGAGUACCAACAAGUAGACAAUUCAGUAAUCAAUUAAGUAGUCAAUACAGUAAGCAAUCCAUUGGAAAUAUGAGCAGAUAUAUGAGUAAUCAAAUACCAGAAAAGAAGAAUAACCUAAAUCAGUUUCCUUUGAGUGGACAAAUUAAUUCAAAAUCAUAUUUUAACAAAUCGUUUUCAAAUAAUGGCUCUCUUAAAAUUCAAAAAAACCAAACAUGUGGUACAACAAUGAAUUAUUGCAGUUGUAUUUAA
Plasmodium yoelii is the source of this 4752-nucleotide messenger RNA. RefSeq names its product conserved Plasmodium protein, unknown function. The transcript has a single exon. The record is from RefSeq and is a predicted model, not a curated record. Lineage: Eukaryota; Apicomplexa; Aconoidasida; Haemosporida; Plasmodiidae. The coding region runs from base 1 to 4752 and encodes 1583 amino acids.